Molecule: messenger RNA, 210 nt
Organism: Prunus armeniaca (apricot)
Lineage: Eukaryota; Viridiplantae; Streptophyta; Magnoliopsida; Rosales; Rosaceae
Source: the annotation of a GenBank genome assembly
AUGAUCCAGGAAUUCAUAGUUCUAUCGACUAGAAGUUUUGGAUCAGAAGGGAGGAAGGAAUGUGGUCUUAUGGUUGCUAGGGUGCUUGAGCAACCAAGAGAGUUGGUCGAUGGUUGCUGGGAUGCUUAUAGCAGCAAAAUGAUGGAGGUUGAUGGCUCAGGAAUGACUGUGAUGGUUGCUAGAAUGCUUGCAGUAGCUGAAGAAAGGUGA